Molecule: messenger RNA, 6502 nt
Organism: Ruditapes philippinarum (Manila clam)
Lineage: Eukaryota; Metazoa; Mollusca; Bivalvia; Venerida; Veneridae
Product: BTB/POZ domain-containing protein 10-like
Exons: 11
Coding region: 134-1504 (456 amino acids)
Biological process (GO): positive regulation of phosphorylation
Cellular component (GO): cytoplasm
Molecular function (GO): protein binding
Source: RefSeq, a predicted model, not a curated record
GAAAAUACAAAAUUACCCACAAUCCUUCAACUAAAAUGGUAAAGUUAAUCUUGAUUAAGAAUUGAGGUUAACUUAUUAGCUAGAAGGAGAUGAGAUAUAAUAGAAGGCAGACAUUGGUUUAAACUGGUGUAGCAUGGCAUCACGACAUAGACGGGUUCACAAGAGAGCUGAAGAAUACGACACCUACAGCAGUGAUACUGAUUAUUAUUCAGAAACUGACGAUAGAAGAAAAGCCUGUAUCAAGCGUACUAGUUCUCUUGGUGCCCCUCGGUCAAAACCCUGCCUUGUAAAUCGUGCCAGAUCUGCAAGUUUUGAGAAUUCUAGUAAUGACGAUGGUGAUGUAAGUGUGUCAUCAGUUAACUCAACUCCUGGACGCUCGGCUAGAUCACAGAGAGUGCCUGUCAACCUCUUAGUAAAUCUUCCUGUAAAUGGUGCUUCAAAUUAUGAACCAUACAUGGAUGACCCUGCAGAAGAUUGUAAAAAUGCUGUGGUUCUAAAUAACAAGAAGCCAGUAAUGGGACAACCUCGGGACACAUCGAGUCCCAGGCUUGGGGAGAGAAUCACCCUUCUCGUUGAUGGCAAAAGAUUUGUUGUUGACCCAGAAUUGUUUAGACAACAUCCCAAUACCAUGUUGGGCAGAAUGUUUACAUCUUCAAUGGAGCAUAACUUCACACAUCCCAAUGAGAGAGGGGAGUAUGAGGUGGCUGAGGGGUUCUCUUCAUCUGUAUUUAGAGCUAUAUUGGACUUUUACCGUGAAGGUGUGAUUCGAUGCCCACCUAAUGUAUCAAUACAGGAGCUGAGAGAGGCUUGUGACUACUUGCUCAUACCUUUCGAUUCGAUGACAAUCAAGUGUCAAAAUCUUAGAUCUUUGUUACAUGAGUUAUCUAAUGAAGGUGCUCGCCAACAGUUCCAGGUGUUUGUAGAGGAGAUGAUUCUACCACAGAUGUGCGAGUGUGCACAGCGUGGAGAUAGGGAGUGUCAUAUUGUGGUGCUAUGCGAUGAUGACAUUGUGGAUUGGGACGAGGAAUACCCACCACAAAUGGGAGAUGAUAAUCCACAAAUUAUAUACAGUGGACACAUGCACCGAUUCUUUAAGUACAUUGAAAAUAGAGAUGUAGCGAAACAAGUCCUCAAAGAAAGAGGGCUGAAAAAGAUCAAAAUUGGAAUUGAAGGUUACCCAACUUACAAGGAGAAGAUAAGGAGAAGGCGAGGUGGACGACCUGAAGUGAUUUACAACUAUGUUCAGAGGGUGUUUCUGAGAAUGUCCUGGGAGAAGGAGGAGGCAAAGAGCCGACAUGUAGAUUUCCAGUGCGUCAAGUCAAAAUCUAUUACAAACAUCGCCGAGGCUUCGGCUGAUAUUGCCAUCGACCAGCCUGCCCCGCCCACUCCCGCUGUACUACAACAACAAGGUGCUGACGGCUCCAUUCAAGUGAUCCCGCCCCAGCCCUCCCCGUCGGAACCCUACGUGGAUAUAGAUCUUCUCCAGGAAGGGGACGUAGAGUAGCAGACGUCGCAGAUUUGUACAUUGCUCAACAUGCGGAUUGAAAAAAGAGAGAAUUUCACAAUAUGUGUAAAGUUCAUAGAUAACUUAACGCUAAUAUCUGUGUUUUAUUCUUGUUAAGUAGAUGGCAAAACGCUUUUGUACCAAUAUCUCUUAUUCAUUCCUAGAGGCAUAUCUAUAUAUACUUAUAUCUAGAUAUAUGGAUAUACUUACUAUAGUACGCUCUGUUUAUGUUUGCAUUAAGACUGACCUAUUAGUCGUAUACAAUUUUACAUGUAUAUGUUCUAUUACAUAUAUUAUAUAAAUAUAUAUGUGUGUGAUAAUAUAUAUGGUUUUAUAGGGAAUGUCUUGUUGACAGUGGCAUUGUUGCUGUAGUGGACAUACAUGUAUGUCGGUAAUGGUCUGUAAAUUUCUGAUGGGCAGUGAGCUGCGAGUGAGCAAUCGAACAAGCUUCGGACUGAUAUUUGUAUUUUAGAACAAAACAUUAUUGACAGUUAUCAAGAACGAUUUUAUAAAUGAUAUAUUUGUUAUGCCAUCAAUAUAGUAUAAUAGGUAUAAUCAAAGCAUUUGAUGUUCAAAGAUUUGAUAGUGUUUCUUACAACCAGUGAUUUUUCUCACUUAAAUUGGAAAAAUAAUAGCUAAAAAUGCUAAUUUUGGAAGUAAAAAAGCAGGUUUAACUUCAGAUUUUUGGGAAUACUGCAUGAUUUUUUCAGAAAAUUUCAAUUGGGUAGAGGCUUUUUAUCGUAGUCUGUUAUAUAAGCAGAAAAAAACACUGACAACAUACACAAUUAUGAUCUUAGUCAUUUUGCAAUUAUCAUCGAAGAUUACAUACAUGUUUAACAUUAGAGGAAGUAUAUAAUUAUAGAAUUAAAUCUUACAGAAGCAUUAAAUGCAAAAAUUAAAAAUUAGGCAUUUUUAACAAUUCAACUAUCAGUGCCUUGUAAUGUACAAAAAUCAAAAUAAUAUAAUAUCGGUUGGUAAGUGGUUAUUUUCUACCCAUUAGUUUGAUUUUAAUGGUGUUAUCUGUUAUGAUAAAGGAAAUAUGUUGAUUUCUGUUUUUUUAUAUACCAGUUUUUUUUUUUUUAACUCCUUGUUUUCAGUGUAAUUAUAGGAUGAUAUUUGUUAUGAAUAGAAAGAGAGUCGAGGAAUUCUUAGGUGCGUUAUGCAUUUUAUUAUAUAUGUAUUUUUUUUACUUUUUUUUUCUGAUAAAAUAUAACAUAGAUUUGGUUAGAUAAUUAUUUGUAAAUAUUCACAAAAGGGAUUGAAACUGUAGAUAUAUAGUUAGUUGGACACAAUGUUUUUAUCUAAGGGAUAUAGGUAAGAUUUUAGGGCUAAGAAUUUAUGAGAUACCAUUUUCAAGGUGUUUUGUGUACCUUAAUUGUGCUGAGUUGUUAAAGUUAAAGAACAACACUUUGUUAAAGUUUAGGAUAGUUAAAAUUUACAAUAUGAUACAAUCAUUUUAACAUGCAUGUGGGAAUAGAUUAUACAUUGAAUUCCACAUUAAUGAUAUUAUUUGGUUACUUAUCUUUUAGAUUUAGUAUGUAAAUCAAGGAUUGACAAAGAAACAGGAGAUGUUAAAUUUUUGGAAGUUUAUACGAUAUGAGGGAUUUUUUAGAAAUUUUUAUAUAAGUUCAUGUGAUAAAAUAGGUUUAAGCUUAUAGAAACAGAUGAGACCAUGGGUUUAAGCUUAUUGUCUAAAACAUAUUGUAAGUUAAGAUGAUAUGAGGGAUGUUAAGCUUAUUUUACAGACAUAUUUUGGUGUAGUGAUGGUUUUAAGUGUAUAGGUGUGUUUUAGAAUUUAUAUAUUUGUACACAAUAGUUUAUGUAUAACAUUAUCUAUAUAUAUUUUUGGUUGUUGUCAAGUGGUUAUUUUAUCAAGAGCCAGUUUGUAAUAUUGUCUAUUUGACAGACCUCAGUACAACAGGGUCAGUUUAGAAUAAUGUAAUCUCAUAUCCAAAUGUAAAAGAUCAUUUUUCUGUCGGAAAAUUUAAACUAAAUAUUGGAUAUGAACAAAAGUAAGAAUUAAAAAAAGUAAAAAUAAGAGACAAUAUUUCGUACAGGCAAAAGAUAGAAUUAAAGAAUGAAAAUUAAGUAAAAAUUGUUACAUUAGUAACAAAAUAAGAAAAUACAUAUCUGAAGUAAUUAUCGAGUGUAGGCAAAAGUAAGAUAUAGAACUGUUACCGGUUGCUUGGAUUUUUGGUAUAUAACAAGUGAUAUUAGGUUGUUAAGGGAGGUAAUAAGAAAUGAUAUUUCCCUGUAAGUUUAGAAUUUCGAUCAACAGUAAAAUUCCUGAGGAAAUAAAUUAACUGAACACAUAGGCCUCUUUAAAGUUUACCAACUCCGGCAAAGGUAGCAAGCAAACACAUCUACACCAGAUAGUUUUUAGAAAUAAUUUAAUCUACCAGUUUUGAACAAAAUAAAUUAAUCUUCCAGUUUUGAACCUAUAGUUCUUUCGUUCAUUAUAUUAUGCAUGAAAUUCAUCUAAUUUGACUGCAUAAAAAUCACACACUUGCACAAAAUAUAUUGAAAUAUCUUGGCACAGUAUUUGUAGAUUCGAGUUCGCCAGUGUAGAUUUUAGAUUUUACGGGUAUAAUUAGGUAAGACAAAUUUCUUCACGCUUUUGGAGAGGCUGAUUUUAUUUUUAUUGUAUCUUGUAAAAUAUUUCUCGAUAUUGUAAACUUGUGUUCAGUCUAGGCUUAUAUUAUUUCAAAUGGUUUCAAAGAAUGUGAUGUAGAAUUUUUGUAAUACUUCUUUCUGUUUAUUUCAUCGUAACUUUGAAUUGUUAGUGUGUAUCAUUUUUAAUGGUCUUUUAUCAUGUACUUGUAAAAGUUUCAAAAUAAAAAAAAACUAGGGAAAAAUAGAACAUUUAUAUAUUAAAAAAUCAGUAUUCAUUUUCAUAAAUCAAUACCUUUUUAUAACUAAAAUAGAUAAAACUAAACUUUUGAAUAAAAUUUCUUGCAAAAGAAUUUCGAUACAUUGGAACCAUUUUUUUCUUUUUCUUAUGUUUUACCAAAAUAUUUGAUACGUUGCACAAUUUCAUAUAAUUAUAAGUGUAUUUUAGUGGUAUUUGUGUGUAUAUAAAUUUUCAUGUAUAUUUAUAGGUACAUUAUUUAAAUAUAGCCAUAUUAAUCUAUAAUGUCCACAAGUUACUGUCUGUACACAAUUUUAUUAUAUAUGGUAUUUUGAUAUAGUAUCUUUGGCUUGGAGAUUUUGAAAAAUAAUGACAAAAGGUAACCAACAAUGAAAAGACACCAGUAUUUUACUCAAAUUUUGAUUGAAUUCAAAAUGCAUGUUGAAAUCAAAAUGCAUGUUUGAAAAAAAAUUCAUUUUUUUUUUUUGUAAAAGAUUUUUUUUUACCUGGACUAAGCCUGGAUGAUAAUUAGGCAUUUUAUGUAAGCUGUAGGGGUGUAGAUUGUUAAGGGGAUUCUUUUAUUUUUUGAAUUGAACAUAAAAAUAAAUACUGCCUUUAUAUGUGUACUUUGUCUAUAGAGCAGUAAUGUGUAGGGUUGUCAUUGAAGUUUAAAAUGAAAAUAUGAUUUUUAGAAACAGGACAUAUUUAAAUUUUGAAAGAGACUUUAAUGUAUUUUUUUUUAAAUGGAUACUAUUAAAAUUUUGAAACGGGCUAUAUUUUAAGUUUGAAACAGACUUUGUUAAAUUUUUUAAAUACAUUUUGUAUAACUAUAUCAUAAUAAUUCUGAAAUAUAUUAUAAUAUAAUUUUCAAAAACAGACUUUAUUGUAAAUUUGAAACAGAUUAUAUAUUAUAAAACUUAAAAUAGGUUUAUUAUUCUAAAACAGAUUAUAUUAUAAAGUCUGAAAUAGGUUAUAUUAUAAUUUUGAAACAGAUUAUAUCACAGUUUUCUGACAGAGAUACUUUCUGUAAUUUGAAAACAUAUUUUAUAUAUUAUAUUUUUCAUAUUAUAUAACUGAACAUUUUAUAUGAUGAUGCUAGUCUUUAUUGUCUAAUUGUGAAUCAAUUAUUGAAGAAAGUCUUAAAGCAGCAUGCCUCCUGAUUCAUGCUAAAUUUCAAAAAAAAAUUAAAAAUAUAUUUAAAAGUGAAAUAUUGUGAAGUGAUUAAAGAAAGUAAUGCAUUGCUAAUGGCACUUACAACCAAGUUAAAUACCCAAAAGUGGUCAAAAUAUGAAAAAAUAGCCCUUACAGCUUUAGUCACACAGUUGAAAUAUGGUGAAAAUGACUGCAAAAUCAGCCAAUAAUUGCACAAAAACAUGUAAAUCAUCACUUGAAUUUUGUUUCUUGUCUUAAAAUCUUAGAGCACUUUUCUCAAGCUUGAUUUCUUUGAAAUAGUUUAGCUCAUCUGGAGGCAUGCACCUUUAAAGAAAUUAUAUGAUAUGAAAUGGGUUUUUUUGUGAGUGUUAUAACAUUUAUGGUCCCUGUGGCUGAUAGGUCAGGGUUGUAUCCAAUCCUUUAAAAGAGCAAUUUUUUUGGUCCUUUAAGAAAGCCAACAUGUAGGUCAAACAAAUGUUUCAACAUCACUGUACAUGUCUUUAUUGAUUGGAAAUUGCAUUCUGUAAAACAAGACACUUAAUAUCUUGAAGACUAGGUCAAAGUGUAGAUAUUUAUCUUGAAGACUAGGUCAAAGUGUAGAUAUAUGUAUUAGAAUUAGAAAAUUUGAUGUAAAUUGUAAUAGUUAUUCUAAAGUAAAUAGAGGCAUUUUUCAACUUGUAAAUCAAUUUGAUUUUUGUUGGAAUUAUGUAAAUUGAUAUUUUUCUCCCACUUUGUAAAUAGUAAUUUUUUUGUUUCGCAAGCCUUUAUUAACGACCCUAGUUAAUUUGUCUGUCUGUGAUAAGUGUCUGCCAUACUGUUUUGUAUAUAAUGUUUCAGAAAUCCACAGCAUUGUCUUAAUAUUUUAAGUGUGUUUUUUUAAUACACGAUCCGUGUUUUAAAGGUACUAUAUGCUUAAUUUUUGACAUGUUAUAAUUCAUAUGUAUGGCAUUUUAUGCAGGAAAAGAAGCGCUUUUUGUAUACUUUAUCUGACUGAAAAA